Molecule: messenger RNA, 1125 nt
Organism: Bathycoccus prasinos
Lineage: Eukaryota; Viridiplantae; Chlorophyta; Mamiellophyceae; Mamiellales; Bathycoccaceae
Exons: 1
Coding region: 1-1125 (374 amino acids)
Source: RefSeq, a predicted model, not a curated record
AUGAAGUUCUCAUCACGCUUCUCCUUUUUUGCGUUCGCGAUGCUCUUCUUCCACCAAGCGGCGCGCGUCGAUGUCGUCCAAGCGGCACCGGCGAUGAUGUUUUUCUCUCCUCCUCCCGUUGCUCGUCGUCAUCUUGUGAAAGAAGAAGAAGAAAAAGCAACGGCAUUCUCAUCGAUGCAUUCGAAAUCAUCCGAGGAAACAGAAGACAACGUCGCCCUCUACGCCGGACGAGUACAAAACGAGCGAAUGGUUUUAGAGAAGCUUUUGGUGGGAGGUUUGUUCCAGUCGGAGAAUGAUGAUGAUGAUGAUGAGAUGAAAGCGGAAGUGACGAUCGUUUUAGACCAACCGCGAUGGACGGCAGAGGACGACGAGCAGAUGGCGAAGUUUUUGUCUUUCUCGAAAUCGUCGUCGUCGACGGUAUCGUCGGUGUUCGCGCCGAGGUUUAGCCGUUUUCGAGGAGGAGGAAAACAACAACAACAACAACAACAACAACGACAACACGCAGUGAAAGAGGAAAUAGAGAAACGCUUUUCCGUCGCCUCGACGGCGGAGAACUCGCGCGACGAAAACUCGCUCGGCGGUCGCGUGCGGUAUUGGAACUGCGACGACGAAAAAGAGGACUUUGAGUACGCGACGAGGACGACGACGACAAAAACAGACGAGUUGGACGAACGAGUGAAGGCAAUCUUAGGCGAUUUGACGAGGCGUUCCAAGGAGGAUAAGGAGCCUACUGAUCGAGUGGGGAUUGUUAUGUGCGGCGGGGAGGAUAAAGAGAACGAUCUGGCGUUGUUCCGUGCGUUGAUGAAGGCGUUGGGUGCGGCGGAGAGGACGUUCGUCGCCGGCGUCCUAGGCGGCGAGACCGCCGGAAGAGUUGAAGGUAGCGGAAAUAGCGGCAGCAACGCUGAUUGCACGCGAGAUGCGGAGAAGCGAGAAAAGAGACGAGACUUGCUCUUUUCGAAAGGCUCCGGGAGUCAAGUGAACGAGUGCGACGACUUGUGUCAGUUGCACGUGAGCAUCGUGAGCGGCUUGAUUAUUUUUUGGAUUUUCGCCGGCACGUUUACGUACGGCAUGGGGAUGAUGUCAAACUUGGACACGCCGAAAAUCUAUGAAAAGAGCGACGAGUGA